This is a messenger RNA of Loa loa (African eye worm), 522 nucleotides long. RefSeq lists its product as hypothetical. Gene Ontology annotation, cellular component: MLL1 complex; NURF complex. The transcript has 4 exons. Lineage: Eukaryota; Metazoa; Nematoda; Chromadorea; Rhabditida; Onchocercidae. Bases 1 to 522 code for a protein of 173 amino acids. The record is from RefSeq and is a predicted model, not a curated record.
AUGUGUAGAAAGUAUGCCAAGUACAAACCAAUCCCUAUGAAAUCUCGACAAAGUUCUAGCGUGUCUCCUUACUUCCGAGUGUCAUCUCAUCCAUUCUUCACCACCGGGACUGGUUGUUUCAUUCGUGAGCCGCGUGAAGAAGAUGUCAAGGAGCGAAGAUUUGGCUUCUGUUUACAUUUAUGGAGUGGUGUUGAGCGCUUGCGUCUUGUCUUGACGGCCAAAAUGAAUAGUCGUCAAAGUGACAUGAUACCCUCGACGAGUGCCUCCACGCCUUCUAUGGAGAAUCUGAAAGAACAACCAAUCAGUUCAGGUGCUUCCGCUCAAAAGGUUUCGGAAGUCUUCUUGGCUGCUGGGCAAGCUUUUCAGAAGUUGGGUGGACUUAUUGCAAAUUUGCAUAAUCCAAAAAAUGGAGUCGAGAGGAAAUGGACAAGUUCGGAUACCAGUAGUUUGCAUGACGCGGUUUCGCGUUUUGCAAGCGAUUUGCAGCGCAUCAGUGAAACAGUUCAAGGAAGAGAAGUGUAA